GAGGAGGAGGAGCUCGCAUUGGUGCCCGUGCGACAGCUGGCGGAGCCCGCGGACCUGGCCGAGGACGGUGGCCGUGGCGGUGCGGCGGCCGCCCGCAAGCGGCCGAGCGCCGAGAGCUCGCGCCGCACGGACUUCGUGGGGCUGCGGGGCCUCUGCUUAGAGGAGGUGCCCCUCGAUGCCUUCGGGGACGGCGGCGCGGAGGCCCCGGGCCGCCCGAAGCGGCGCCGCAUGGCGCCCCUGGAGGCCUGGCGGAACGAGAAGGUCGACUACGAGCGGCUCCGGGGCUCCGCGCUGCCGACCGUGCGGGCCGUGCUCCUCAACAGCUGCCGGGCCGUCGGCGAGGGCCUGGGGCUUCUCGCGCUCGUGGACAG
This is a messenger RNA of Prorocentrum cordatum, 371 nucleotides long. Lineage: Eukaryota; Dinophyceae; Prorocentrales; Prorocentraceae. The record is from the annotation of a GenBank genome assembly.